AUGUCCGCCAACUCGCUGCCUCGCCCGUCGCGGCCCUCGAUCGCUCCGCCCACCGGUCCCUUGCCCUCGCUGCCCGUCCCCAAGUCACGGAGCUCCCAUGUCGGUCCGACGACGCGCAGCUCGCUGCUCCCCGGCGCCGCCAGCACACGCGCUGUGUCGUCGUCGUCGCUGCCCUACCGCCCGACGUCGAAGCAUCUGACGUCUCCCUCGGUGCCCUCGUUCCCGCCCGACGCUGGCGCGGCCGGCUCGCUGCCCGUGGGCAAGUCGCUGCGCAAGACGGUCAGCAUCGGCUCCUUUCCCCAGCCGCCCAGGCACGGCGGACGCUCCAAUCCCACCAGUCCGCUAUCCACCAGCUCCACGCCCGGCGGAGACACGGUCGACCGGAGGCUGUCGUCGAUAUCCAAGGGCCCAGCGCCCGCCCGGAGCAACAGUCUGAAGAAGCCGCGGAGCUCCAACAUGGGCGGCGCGCGAGGCCUGCUCCCCAAGUCGCCCCUGUCGCCCCCGAGCCUGCUCAACGGCAGCGCCGACUCCGUCACCGUCGAGACGGCCCAUCUCAGCCUCCCCUCGCCGCCCCAGAGCCGCACCUCUUCGCCGCAGGGCUCCUACGCCACCAGCGCAACCACAUUCGAAGACGGGGACGACGGACGCGCCGACGCCAAGGCACCCAAGGACGGCAAAGGCAAUGUCAUUGUCAGCGUCCGCGUCCGCCCCGAUGCCGGCGCCAAGGAACCCAAACACGACGUCGAGUGGCAAGUCAACAACAAGCAGGCCCUGAUCGCCUACAAGGGCAAGGAGGGCGGAGACUACAUUUACGACAACGUAUUCGAUACUCAAGACAACAACGCGCGCGUGUACGAUGCUGCAGCCAAGCGACUCGUCCGGAGGGUCAUGGAGGGCUAUCACGGCACCGUCUUUGCCUAUGGCAUGACGGGAACCGGCAAGACCUUCUCCAUGCAAGGAACUGCGACGAACCCCGGCGUCAUACCCCUGGCCAUCACCGACAUAUUCUCCUACAUCCGGGAGACGCCCCAGCGCGAGUUCCUCCUGAGGGUCAGCUACAUCGAGAUCUACAAUGAGAAGAUUAUCGAUCUGCUGGCGGGGCCCGUCGUGGGCAUCAACGGCCAGACCGGGCCCGUGGAAGAGAUCAAGCUGCGCGAGGACAGCAAGCGUGGCGUCUAUGCGUCGCCGCUCAAGGAAGAGAUUGUGCAGAGCCCGACCCAGCUCCUGAGGGUCAUCGCCCGGGGUGACAAUUCGCGAAAGGUGGCGGGCACGCAGUUCAACGCGCGCAGUUCCCGGAGUCACGCUGUCGUCCAGAUCGUCGUCGAGAGCAGGGAACGCGCUCCUGGCCCUGCAAUGAACGGCGACAAGCGCUCAGCCAUUGUCCCGGGCGGCGUCCGUGUUUCGACGCUCAGUCUGAUCGAUCUGGCUGGCUCUGAAAAGGCGGCGGACAACAAGGAGCGGCGGACAGAGGGCUCCCACAUCAACAAGAGCCUGCUCACCUUGGGCACAGUCAUUGGCCGCUUGGCUUCGGACAAGGACAAGUCGGAAAAGGACAAAGGAAAGGGCGACAAGCACUUGCCGUACCGAGACAGCAAGCUCACCCGACUUCUCCAGCCCGCCCUGUCCGGAAACUCGCUCGUCAGCAUCCUCUGCACUAUCCAGAUCGGAGCCAGCGGGAGUCCCGCUGCUGUCAACAGCCACACGGGCGAGACGCUGAACACGCUCAAGUUCGCUUCUCGAGCCAAGAACAACAUCGUCAGCCACGCCAAGAAGGCCGACGAGUCCAUGGGCGCUGCUGGGGAUGCCGGCAGCCGAGCACUUCUGGAUCGCUACCGCCUGGAGAUUGAGGAUCUGAAAAAGCAGCUGGCAGAAGGCAAGAACAAGGAGCCCAAGGAAGAAGAAGACGACGAGCUGAAAAAGGACAAAGAGGAAGAGAAGGCGCGCGAGUUGGAAGACAAGCAGCGUCAUGAGGAGCAGAUGCUUGAAAUGCAGCUCGCCCGGACUGCCCUGAAGGAGCGGAUUGAGCAUCUCAACAGGCUGAUCUUGAGCUCCAAAUCGCUCGGCGUGAACAACGGUCGGUCCUUCUCGUCAAUGAGCUUCCAGCGCGGUUCCGUCAUGAGCAAUCACCACGACAUGCGCCCCAGCUCCAUACGCUCCUCGGCAAGCCACGCCACCCUCGAAGUCCCAGGCAAAAGACAGAGCACGCCACAUCUCCACAUGGACGGCUCCGAGGAAGACGACUCGGUCGGGGAGAACGGAGACGGCAUUGCGAGUCAGACCGUGCAGAUCCAAGCCCUGCAGGCUGACCUUGCGGAUAAGAACCGUUACAUCGCGACCCUUGAGAAGCGCCUUUUGCAUGCCCGGCGCUCCAGCCAUUCUCGAGUUUCCAUGUCCUUGUCGCACAAACUCACAAACAGCGAGGAGGGCGGCAUGAUUGCGGCGCUUGCCGAGAGAGACAACGAGAUAGUCAACUUGCGGGCGCAGCUGGAAGACAAGGAGCGCAUGAUUGGCGCCCUCACGUCGGCUCGCAAGAAGAACGACAACGCACACGAGAUGGGCAGCGAGUCGCCCGGCAGCCGGCGUACUUCGGGCUACCAACGCAGCGGCAGCGACGGCAGUGGAGUCAGUCUUCUGCCCAAGGGUCCCACAUCGCCCGCGCUCAGCGUGAAAGCGCCAUUCCUGCCUCCACCAGCUUCCAAUGGCUCAACCAAGAACAUCGAGGAGAUGACGCGUAUGCUCGACGAGAUGAUAACCGGCCGCGUCGAGAAGACUGCAAGGCGAAGCAGUCUCAGGCCCGUCACCGAGGGACCAUGA
Messenger RNA from Alternaria hordeiaustralica, 2814 nucleotides. RefSeq lists its product as uncharacterized. Gene Ontology annotation, biological process: microtubule-based movement. Gene Ontology annotation, molecular function: microtubule binding; ATP binding; microtubule motor activity. The transcript has 2 exons. NCBI's taxonomy places the organism in Eukaryota, Fungi, Ascomycota, Dothideomycetes, Pleosporales, Pleosporaceae. Bases 1 to 2814 code for a protein of 937 amino acids. The record is from RefSeq and is a predicted model, not a curated record.